Messenger RNA from Jaminaea rosea, 2116 nucleotides. RefSeq names its product putative DUR3-urea permease. Gene Ontology annotation, cellular component: plasma membrane. The transcript has 7 exons. Gene Ontology annotation, molecular function: urea transmembrane transporter activity; spermidine transmembrane transporter activity; putrescine transmembrane transporter activity. Lineage: Eukaryota; Fungi; Basidiomycota; Exobasidiomycetes; Microstromatales. Gene Ontology annotation, biological process: putrescine transport; spermidine transport; urea transmembrane transport. The record is from RefSeq and is a predicted model, not a curated record. Bases 1 to 2031 code for a protein of 676 amino acids.
AUGUCACCCUCGACCCUGGCACCAUUGAGCCAAGGGACUGGCUACGGCGUCAUCAUCGGCCUCGGCGCCUUCUUUGCCAUUAUUGUCAUCGGAUUGGCCAAGGCAGUGCAGCGUUUUGGCGACAUCUCACGCACCGCCAGCGAGUAUGCCGUUGCUUCGCGGUCCCUCGGCACUGGCCUGACUGCCGCAGCUGCUGUAUCCGCUUGGACCUGGUCCGUCACGCUCCUCAGCUCGUGCUCGACUGCCUAUCAGUAUGGUGUCGCUGGCGCCCUCAUAUAUGGCGCCGGAAAUAUGAGUCAGAUUACUCUCUUCUCACUCAUCGCUAUCCAGAUGAAGCGUCGAGCACCCUUUCUGCAUACCCACCUCGAGCUACUGCGUCUUCGCUACGGUACAGCGGGGCAUCUCACCUUCCUCUUCUUUGCCCUGGCUACCAACAUCCUCGUCGUGUCCUCUGUACUCGUCGGAGCAGCCGCCGCCAUCGAGUCCAUCACUGGUGUCAACACAUAUGCGUCUCUGUUUCUUUUGCCUCUUGCAGUAACCGCUUAUACUCUUCGGGGCGGCCUCAGAUCGACGAUUCUUGCCGACUACCUUCACACCGUCGUCAUCUUUGCGGUUCUCUUCGCUCUCUUCUUCAAGGCCUACGCCACGAGCGACCUCGUCGGCUCUCCAGGAAAGAUGUACGACCUUUUAGUGGCCGCUGCUCGGGCCAACCCAAGCCCGAACUACGAGGGUAGCUGGCUGACGCUCAAGUCCAGGGGAGCAAUCAAGUUUGGCUGGCUCUCCUUCCUCGAGUACACGGGCGUGGUCUUCAACGAUGCCAGCUUCCACCAAAAGGGAAUCGCCGCCAAUCCGUCUGCAGCAGUGCCAGGCUACGUGUUGGGCAGUCUCAGCUGGUUCAGUCUGCCUUGGGCCCUAGCCACGACUGCCGGUCUGGUAGCUUUGGCGCUUGAGCAGACUUCAUCUGCUUUCCCCACCUUUCCCAAUAAAAUGAGCAACGAGGAGGUGUCUGCCGGCCUUGUGCUUCCCUACGCAGCGCAGGCAAUCUUGGGCAAGGGUGGGAGCGCUGGCGUGCUCUUGUUGAUGUUUAUGUCGUCUACUUCUGCCAUCUCAGCGCAGCUCAUCGCUGUCGCUUCCAUCGGCGGCUACGACGUCUACAAGACGUAUGUCAAUAGGAGCGCCAAGGAACAUCAGAUCCUCCGCGUCCAGCAGGGAGUGGUCAUUGGAUUCUCGCUCUUCAUGGCAGCUUUCGGUUGUCUACUGCACGGAGUCGGGGUCGACUUGAGUUUCCUCUACAACAUCACCGGCUUGUGGUCUACGGCAGCUCUGCCCCACAUCUGCUUCUCCUUCUUUGGCAGUCAUCUUCCCAGAUGGGCCGUCUUUCCGGGCAUCUGGAUCGGCUUUGGCGCAGGCUUGGCAGUGUGGCUCAGCCUGGCCAAACGCUUGGAGGGCGCCGUCAACAUCACCGCCCUGGGCGCCGUCGACGUCAACCUCUACGCUUUCACUACAACGAUUGCUACAGGCAUCCUCCUCUGCACCUUUGGAUCCUUGUUCACGCCCUUGCACUUUGACUGGAGCUCUAUUUGGGACGAUCGCUACAAGAACGCCGACGACGAGGAAGAGGUGAAGAUCAUUGAGAAUGACGAGCGCUUCAGCCCGAAGAGUCUCAAGAAGUGGCUCUAUGUAUCGGCGGUUGCGUCGGUCGUGGUCUUUGCCGUCUUCAUGCUGAUAUGGCCCCUGAGUCUCUAUCGAGACUACAUCUUCACGCGCUCUUUCUUUACUGGUUGGGUUGCCGUAUCGAUCACAUGGGCUUUCUUGGGAUUUCUCACCGUUGGCAUCUAUCCUUUAUGGGAGGGCAGGGCCGUCUUCCUGGCAGCCGCGCACGCUUUGAGGGCCGUUUUGACGGGCAGAGAUGACGCAGGGAGAUCGCCUGCAGCGACGGGGAGUGCGGCCAAUCAUGCGGCAGGAUUGGCCUCUGAAAGCGGUGAAAGUAGCGUCAAAGGCGGGUCAGUGACGCCGCAGGAUCCCUUGUAAUAGCUGGAUCGUGGUCUCUGCCGUAGCGGUAGCCACCAAGGCUUAUCCCUCCUCGAAUCGAUCCGACUUCCUUGCCUUGACCGAC